This is a messenger RNA of Topomyia yanbarensis, 16667 nucleotides long. RefSeq names its product B-cell receptor CD22. NCBI's taxonomy places the organism in Eukaryota, Metazoa, Arthropoda, Insecta, Diptera, Culicidae. The record is from RefSeq and is a predicted model, not a curated record. Gene Ontology annotation, molecular function: protein binding. The transcript has 17 exons. Bases 1986 to 4841 code for a protein of 951 amino acids.
CCGAGGAAACAAUGUAAUACCGUGUAGUGCGCGCGUAUGUUUUUUUGUUCUCUAUACCCUAGAAAAGCUCUGUCUCUCGUUGCCUGCGUCCGUUGCUUGCAUACGGGGCCAGCAGAAUUUUUCUCGGCGGUUUAUCCCGCGAGGAGGAACCCGACGCGAAGGGUUACGGAAGGGUGCGGUGCCCAAAACAGGCCAAAGGGUUACGACGAGAGUGUUCCACGUUAAAUCGUGGGUGCACGGUGGAAGGACCACUGGACAGGAGUAUCCUCUGUGUGCUUUGAAAGGGUGGAAUUGCUUGGAGAACCGGUGGAAUUUUUGGCAGUAAUUGCGAAUUUUGUAACGAUUUAGAACGAAAUUGCGAAGCACGGGUGGUGCCAGGUGACCUUUUUUCCGCUGCGUUGCUUGGGCGUUUGAUUUCUAGGUCAAACUGUAGUUGUCAAUAUAUUCGCACCGACCGUGGCAGUAAACUCAACUCGAGGUGUGUUAAGCCGCUAUUUCUUGGAAUCGAUUCGUUGAUUGAGUGUAAAUAAAACCUGGUGAAUUGGAAAUUAUUUCCGGAAAAUCAACCUUCAUCCCGGUUCAGUGAAUUGCGAGGAAGAAAAAAGAAACCAUUAAUCAUAAUCCUAGAUUUAAACAAACACGUCUCAGUGUGAUUGGAAGUGAAUUACCUUCAAUGCCUGUGGAUGCGUAGAUUUGCUUGGGAACAGGAUAGGAUUACACCGGCUUACAUAAUACGGCGGGCUUGUUGAGCCAAAUUAACCUGCUCAAUGGUGAUAAUUGGAUAAGAUAAUGUUGUUUUGUGAAUCAAAAAAUAAAAAGACACACCGUCCCCUUGCCGAAGCGGGUGUCAAAUUUCCAGGUGUAAGCAGCAGCAAGUGAAGUGGAGUGUAGCGUGGAAAUCUGGGAAAGUAAUCGUGUUUGGCUUAUUAAUUGAAAAGAGUGAGUGAAACUGACACGAGCCAACGAAUGAAUAGGCAUUCAUCGACAUUCUGGAGCUGUUUGCAAUAAGGUGGAAUCGGUGAAAGCACAGACUAUAGUUACGCGUAUGACGACGCUACCUGAAGGCAACAGAAAUCCGGUGGAAAACAAACGAAACGAGAUCCAUUCAACAUGUAUCUCCAUCGCAGGUGCUUGAAAUUGGAUCCUAGCAAAUGAAGGCAUCAGUUUUGAAAAUUGUAAUGCGGGUGCCGCUGAUUAGCACCAUCAACGGUUCGAAAGUCGUGCAACUAUUUUGCUCAAAACAUUCCCUAGUCUAUUUCCCGAUGAUGAUGAUGAUGAGCGAACGGUGCACCUAGUGGAGUGAACGGGGGCUAAAGAACGAAGAGUAACGAGACGUGAAAUCGAUGCACGUCAGCCGUUUAAUUAGCACCCUUCAAAAGCUCACUUGAAAGCAUUUCCGACCCGGUGGUAACUACUGCACUCCGUUCCGGUCCGCUCCGAUUUCACAAUACAUAAACAUAAAAAGUAAAUAUUAUUAUCAUGAGCCGUGCUGCAAGUGUUUACCAGCCAUAGAAAUAAUAUUGGUAAUUCUCGUUAUUUUCCCCGUUUCGCGGAAGAGCAUUAAAACCGUGUGAGUGUGUGUAUGUGGUAGUCAGACGAAGAAAGCUCAUCAGACACUUUUUCAGCGGUGGGUCGGUGCGUGGCAUGUGCACUUUGCUUCCCGAGGAAAAGUCGCCGACUGUGGUAGGAACGUAAAGCACCCGUUUCAGGGCGAGAAAAAUAUAAACCAACUCGGUCGCGUCCUGCAGCACAAUGAACGGGAGUUUGUUCCGGUGCUGAUCAUUUCGGUAUAAAAAAGUAAUAAGGCAAAUAUUUAUCAAUUGCGUCAGGCUCUGUGUGUGUAUGUGCGCGCGUGUAUUUGUUUGUGAUCAGUGUAGUAUUUUAAUCGUAUCGAGCCGUAUAUAUACAUGUGGAGCAUAUUUCCUGUAUUUUCAUGAUUCUGUGAAUAGUUAGUGAGGCAAAGGUGCAUUUCGUGUCAAAGCAAAAUGGAAUUCCGGAAACAAUUUGAGGCGGUGGUGGUACCGCUGCUGUUGCUACUACUGAUUGGAAGCAGCAGAAGGCUUGUGCGGAGCGAGGCGUUCAAAUCAGAUGUUCCAGUACACGUGGAAAAGGUGCUAGUGAAUGAUACCGCCCAAAUUAAGUGCGACGUUUCGUCAAAUCUGCCAAACGACCGGAUACUGCUGGUCGUGUGGUACAAGGACAACGUGCCCAUCUAUAGCUACGAUACGCGCGUCAAAAAUAGCGAACUGCCGUCACACUGGAGGGACGGCGCAAUCCUGGAAGACCGUGCCAACUUUAAGCCGCUGCGGGACAAAAGCCGGGCGGAGCUGGUCAUCAGUCCAGUGCUGAAAAAAGACGCCGGAGUGUUUCGCUGUCGAGUAGAUUUUUUACUAUCGCCUACAAAAAAUAGCAACGUAAACUUAGAAAUAGUGGUGCCACCGGAGGUGCCGAAAAUCCACGACUCCAAUGGAUUCGAGCUUCCUGCUCACGCUGGCCCGUAUGAAGAGGGCGGCAUCCUAGAGCUAACCUGCGUCGUGACCGGAGGUAUCCCGACGCCCAAAAUUACCUGGUCAAGCAACGGGAAGACUCUGCCCAGCACAAUGAUGGAGUACUCCCACGAAGCGACGCUCAGUAGUAAGCUGGUGGUACGAAAUUUAUCGCGCGAUCAUCAGCACAAUGUAUACAGCUGCCAGGCGAGUAAUUUCUACAAGCGAAACGUGACGAGCAAUGUGACGAUAGAGUUACGGUUGCGACCUCUGGUGGUGGAAAUCGUCAACGGUAGCACGCCGCUCUCGUCCGACCGGCGAUACAUUAUCCAGUGCCAGUCCAGUGGGUCGAGACCGCCAGCGAAAAUCACCUGGUGGAAAGACGGCGAGCAGCUGACGACGACCAACCAAACGACAUCCGAGGACGGCAACAGCACGGUGUCGUCCCUCAGCUUCACACCGAAGCGGGAUGACCAUGGCAAAAGCCUCGUCUGUCGGGCCACCAACGAGCUGGUCAAACGGGGGACGAAAGAGGUCUCCGCGAAGCUAAACGUCUUCUAUCUUCCCACGUUGAAGCUGGAACUCGGGACGAACAUGAACCCGGAAGACAUCGAGGAAGGAGAUGACGUGUACUUUGAAUGUAAAGUGAAUGCAAAUCCUUCUGCAUACAAAGUGGUGUGGAAGCAUAAUGACCAAGUGGUGCAGCACAACUCCAAAACCGGUGUGAUAAUGAGCAGCACGGCACUGGCGCUUCAAACCGUGACUCGGCACCAGGCCGGCAACUACACCUGCAUUGCGUCCAAUGUCGAAGGUGAUGGCGAAAGCAACACGGUGGACCUGAAAGUUAUGUACAAACCAAUUUGCCUGCCGGAUCAGAAGAAGAUUUACGGCGUGGCACGGAACGAAGCGGCGGAGAUUUUGUGCCAUGUUGACGCCUAUCCGCCGCCGGAAUCGUUCAAGUGGUCCUUCAACAACACGGCCGAGACAAUCGAUAUGCCCCAGAGUGGGUACCGAGUGCACACCGAACAGGCAUCCUCACUCACCUACACGCCGGUUAAGGAACAGGACUACGGUACGAUCAUGUGCUGGGCGGACAACGCUGUCGGUCAGCAGCGGGAGCCGUGUGUGUUUCAUCUGAUUGCCGCCGGGAAGCCCGAGAUGCCGUACAACUGUUCUCUGGUGAACCAAACGUCCGAAUCGUUGGAGGUGGACUGCGCCGAAGGUUUCGACGGCGGUCAGCGGCAGUGGUUCGUGAUGGAGAUCUACGACCAGCAGACGCACAUGCUGCUAGCGAACGUUUCCUCCCGGAUACCGAUAUUCACCGUCGGUGGGCUGGACUCUGGCCGGUUGCUGAAAAUCGUCAUCUAUGCGACCAAUAUGCGUGGCCGCAGCGAACCUAUCGUGAUGCAUGCCUACACCCUGAAGCCGGCGGAAAAACAAACAGGACCACACGCUGAGUUCGAGCUAUCGCCGAUCCUAUCAAUCGGGAUAUUUAUUGGCAUUUUAACGGUGAUAAUCUGCAUAAUAAUCGCCGUUGCCGCUGCCGUUAAGCUGCGCACGAGCCAGCAGGCCAAGACGCACCACACCAGCCACAGCGGGGGAGUGCUCGGUAAACGGCCCGGUAAUCUGCCAAUUAAGGAGAAAAUCUCAUUACCGCUCAGCCAGUCGGAGGAUAUGUACGACGAGAAGAACCCGGACGUGGUACCCACGAACGAAGAUCCCGAUUACAAGCUAAUAUCAGCCAAUCAGACCCCAACGGCGCUGCAUAAUUCAUUAUGCAACAGCAAACAUGACAUUAUCGGUCGGACGAUACUGGACGAUAGCAGGAAAACGUACCUGACCGGGUCGUCUAACGAAGUUCACUACGCUGAAUUAGCAUUAGCAAUACCUCACGAUGACAAUAGCAAUAAAAAUCAUCUCAAUCAUCUGAAAAAGCUUCCGCCCCCUCCAGCAUACAACUAUUUCGAUGAACCGACCAUCUACGCCCAGAUAGACCACGGUAGUAGCUUCAAAACGUCGACGUCGCCAUUCCCGCUGAUAUCGCCGGCGUCCCAGGCAUCGCUGGCCGCUCAGCCGGUCCUAAAUCAGUCACAAUUAACGUUACAGCUGCAGCACCAGGAUCAUCAGAGCCAACAGCAUCAGCAGCACACGCCAACGUCGCUGCAGAACCACCACCAGCAGUCGCAGCAGCAACAGCCUACACCAACCUCGUUGCAGCAGGGGCAAUUGCACCAACACCAUCCGCAGCAGCAACAGCCGCAACAACAACUGCCUAAUAAUAAUAAACAAUACCUGCGUGAAAUUGUGACAGUCCGGACGCCGUUGGCGUUUUCGCAGCAGGAGAGCUGUGUUUAAUUAAAAUUUACUUCCAGCGGUCCGAGCGGCCACCUGUAUGUAUGUAUCUAUAUGUACUACGCACGUAUGUAGGUUAUUCGGAAAACCAUAUGGCUGGGGAAACCCUUGCCGAAAAAGACUGGACACUGUGAUGCUACCGGUAUGGGGACCCUGUAACGUUGUUAUACAGCAUAGGUACACUGCUGGGCUGAAUUUUCAAUGCUAUGUAUGAUGGGCAUGUAGACAAUACACCAUCGCUCCGGAUCCCGUUCAUUGACAUAUUCGGUUCAGCAGAACACAAGCGAACCUGAUGCCUUCCGGGUUUGGAUGGUGGAAAUCUGUAUUGUCAGAAUUGAAAUAAAUGUGUUUCGACCGGAAGAGGAACAAGUAGAAGUUGUGCAUAUUUGUGCAGGGCCGAGGUUGGUAGUAGGAAGGUGGGGAGGGAGGUGAGUUUAGGAUUUCCCACUUUGUUCGUUCGUAGCCAAAGUGUAUACCGUUUCAUUUUCUAGCUUUCAAUAUAGCCUAUAGGCAGGGAACACUUCCGAUCAAUUGAUAAAAAUUUGCAUUUAUCCAUGGACUAUUUCAAUUCUCCUUCCAACAAGUUUCAUAAUGAACACUUGGAUGGACGCCAAUGAGGUACCAUUGAAAGGUCAAUAUUGUUGCUAUUUACUAAAGAAGAGAGAAUCUUGUAUUUUAUGACAGUAUGUAACGAUAGAUUGAAAUCGAAAUCAUGCCACCAAGAAAAGCUACAAGCUCCGUUCAUUAAAUGACGAAAACAAAUUGCAGAGAAAUCAGCGGUUAGCUGUAAUCAAUUCCGACAUCGCAAACUGAUCGGCUCAAGAUCACUAUUUGACCACCCUGUCUCCGGCAUACUCUACAAAGGCAGUAAAUAACUGAUUCAUUCUGCAGAACAAAUUGAGAUUUUUCAUAAUCAGGUUUCAGAAAAUGUAUCUACUAAAUUGAACGUUCUUUUUGACAACAAAUUAGUAUAAAGGGGUGGAGAUAGCGUAGUUGGUAAAUCGAUUGCCUAGUACGCAGAUCACCUGGGUUCAAAUCCCAACCCCGCACAUAGGGUUAGAGAUUUUUCUAAAGAGAUUUCUCUAACCCGACAAAGAGGCGAAUGACCCUAAGGUUAAAACCUCUAUAAUCAAAAUAAAAAAAAUAGUAUAAAAAUAUAAUAUUCCAUAGGGUAUCUGCAGCUGCGUUUGGAAGAAGAUUAUCAAUAAUUUCCAGAUUAGCAGAAAUAUUUGAUUGUUUGCUUGCUGUCUUGCUAUCACAGAUAAAUGAUCGGUUGACCUACAUGAUACGCAUUUUGAUUCAGCUGAUUUCACUAGUUUACAAAAUAAAUUACGCUGCUAGAAAAAGUAUUUUCUAGGCUAAUUUUAGGCCAAAUUUGAUGUGGAAUUUGCGUUUCGACUUCGUCUCGUCAGAAUCCGACACUAACUUAGUGAAAGGACUAAGCUAGCUUCGGAUUGACGCUAGCUCCAAAAACGAAAACAUUAUUUGAGUUUCUGAUGAGUCCUGCGUGAUGUCCCACAAGAAAAGGAAUUCUGAUUAAGUCGAUGAGAAUAACUGAAGGCGAAACUUGGUUUGGCUGUGCCAAUGCCAUUUUAGCACGAAAACAAUAUUUUUUUUUGAAAGAAACGUUUUAGAGAUCCUUUUUUUUUGAAAAGCAGUUUUUUUCUACUAUUGGUUAUUGGUCGAUAUAUCAUGAGAAGAUCAUCCAAUCAAUAAAAACAAUAAUCAGUUCAAAUGGUGUUGGUAUGCUCUUUCCAAAAACAUAUAAUAUAUUUAGAUCACAUGGUUAUUUUCAAAUAAAUAAAUAAUAAAAAAUAUUUCAAGAACUUUCGAAUAUUAUGCUUGUUAAAUUUUGGUCGCUUGAAAUCUUAAUACAUUUUUAUUUAAUUAACAGAUAUUAACGGAGAUAAACAUGGUUUUAGAAAAAUCUCGAAAAUAUUUGAAUAUGUCCUCUUAUUCUCUUAUUUAAUAAUUUGGCUACUAUAUCGCACUUUCCCAGGAGAAUUUAAGUUACAAUGCUUUUUGAGUAUAUUUUAUAUUUCAGUUUCAUCGCCUACUACGAAUCCUUGCAAGCAUUUUCUUAAACCUAUAUCCAUUUUUUAUGUUUGUGUUGAACCAGCGAAUAAUACUAUGUUUUGCUUUUGACGAAUUUCGCGCUAAAUCGUAUUUAGAGUUGGCAGCACCCUCUCAGAUUGUAAUAAAACUUUCUGUCACAAAAAGCAACUUUGCAUACUUUGUUUUUCCAAAAAUGAUCUAAACUGUCUUUUGAAAAGGGUCAAACUUUUUUUACCAUUUUUUUUUUCAAAUGGCUAUAGUCUAAAAAUGGCAAAUCCUUCACAAAAAUGUAGAUUUUCACAAAAUUAGUCAAAUUUUUGAAUAAAAAUAUUGAAAAAAUUCUUCAUCGACUCCUACACUGAAAAAAAUCGAUUUUGAAAAUUUAAAGUCGAUUUACUAAAAAAAACCAUUUUUGAUUUGGAUGAAAUUUUGUUCCAAAAUAGGUAACUAUGUUCCCCAAGUUGGGCACUUUCGAGGAAAAAAAGUUAUUUGAAAAAAACUUUUCCUUGUCCAAACUGAUUUUUUUUCAGUGUAUUUUUAUCGGAACCUAAAUCAAUGAAAGUCAUAAUCAUCUCAGAAUCCAAUAAAACUCAGUUUUUGAGAAGAUAUUGUCUAAUUUAGCAACUAAGUAUAUUUUUAUUAAUCAAGAAUCCCAUUGAAAAGAGUUUAUGUCAUUAAACAAAUAUUCCAUUAUUACUUCAUUAUUUUCUUAUUUUGUUCUUAGGAAGGAUCACGUGAUAAACCCGUUAACGUACAAAUGCUUUAGCCCUUCGCGACCAUCCACAGCACUUACACGCGUGAUCUCUCAAACAUGAUAACAUCCUGGUGAUCAGGUGAAUGUCUCAGGGCUUAUAAAUUUUCAAACGCGGGGGGGGUGAACCUAACAACUCCCGCGCUCGCACGAUCAUGAAUCGGUCACUUCCGGAAGAUUCUAUCUUUGGUAUCAGCAGACUAGGUCCAUGCCUUCAAUUAAACCAAUUAAGAAAAGAAAGCUCUCGUAUCCACUGGACAACACGUUCCAUGGCGACAUGACCGGGAACUUCAGUGAUAUGUAAGAUCUUCACUUUUAGCAUCUAAACCGUACAUAAAAAAUUAAGUACCAGAUUUACGGUUCGCGCGCUAUCAUCCAAGAACACACGCGAAUAUGCGAAAGGAACACGGUUAUAAAAUCGAAUUUAUACACGCGAAGUUACAUACACGUUAGCACACGCAACAUACAAACGCACACGCGAUUAAACACUUUAGCGUACAAAUGCUCGACCCUUCGCGAUGAUACACGCGAUCGUAAAACCUCUACAUAUCUGAACCGUACAAUGAAUAUCACAUUCAGAAUGACGGCCAGCUGCAAUUAGCCUUAAGCAGUGUUUUAGUGGGCAACGUUGCCUGUCUCGUCUGCAAUUGUAGUGUGUGAUUCUGACGGGGAACCCUUUCGAGAACCUAGCUCUACAACUCCAGCAGGACAACUCUCGAAAAAAAAAAGAUUUUUAAACAUUUCAGUUCCACAAAAUUGCUACCAUUGUAGAAAUACACCAUUUUUUUAAACCGAAUAAUUUUAUAUAUCGAACAGUUCUUGAGUUAUUCUCAUUUUUUUUUUUGUUUUAAAAAAGGCCUACCUUGUAUUCCCCCUAAGUUGAGGGGUUUGACGGUAUUGCAAACAUCAUCAAGCAUAUUGCAUGCAUCAGUGCUAAAAAACCUCUGACAGACAAUUGAUUUAAGAUGGUUAUUGCAUUACGCCCCGAUAGUAAUGCAUCGAGGUGACCGAGAGAGCCUAUGGGCCUCUGUUAAUGUGUGAAGUUUUUUCAUACUCCGCACCUGCUCAAAUAAACGAUCACUGGUCGGUGCGCGCUAGCAUGACCGACUCGCGGGUCGAUGUGAAUGGAUUUUUGGCCGUGGGCCGUGUUUGCAAACAUUAUUCCACAGCUUAAUGGCGGGGUUGUUGGACACGGCUCGCAGUGCAGGUCAUUGAGUGUCGAUUUAUCGGUCAACUUCGUCAUCGUGCUAAUUAUUUAAAAACAUGUAAAAGUAGAAGCCUAUUAGUGUUAAUUAAUUAUUCUGCUCAUUUAAAAGUUUAUAUUCAAGUUUGUUAUGAAUAUAUACCAAAUUCGUUACUGAUGCUUUUAUAUGUAUCAGGAAACUAGCAGUUGGGAAAUUGAAUUCUGAGAUGAGUAUGACUCUCAUUGGUUUAGUUUUCGAUUCAAAUACACUGGAAAAAUCGGUUUGGACAAGGAAAAGUUUUUUUCAAAUAACUUUUUUUCCUUAAAAGUGCCCAACUUGAAUUUUUGACGCUAGAUAGGGAACAUAAUUACCUAUCUUGGAACCAAAUUUUGUCCAAUUGAAAGAACAGGUUUUUUAGUAAAUCGACUUGAAAUUUGUAAAAUCGAUUUUUUUCAGUGUAGGAGUCGAUGUAGAAUUUUUUCAAUAUUUUUAUUAAAAAUUUGACUAAUUUUGUGAAAAUCACUCCUACAACAUUUUUUUGUAGGAUUUGUCUUUUUUAGGCUAUAGCCAUUUGGAAAAAAAUGGUGAAAAAAGUUUGACCCUUUUUAAAAGACAGUCUAGAUCAUUUUUGUAAAAACAAAGUAUGAAAGUGGCUUUUUGUAACAAAGUCUUCAUGUACAGAAAGUUUCAUUAAAAUCUGAGAGGGUGCUGCCAACAUUUGUUCGAGUUGGCGCAAAAUUCGUCUUUUGUCAAAUUAUAACGUUAAAUUUGAAUUAGAAGCUCAAGUAUCGUUCCUUAAUUUUGGCGUAAAGUAGCCUCCGUGGCGUAAAGUAACCCCCGAUGACGGUAAAUCAAGUUAAUAGAAGGAUUUUCAUAAUCCAAUACUUUAUCCAUUAUGUAAUCGUCCUAAUAAGGCCUGUUUGCUGGCAACUAUGUGUUGUGAUUCGGCUCGGAAAUCCUAUGAAACGACUGAACCUUGCCGGAAUGGCUUAUACGCACAUUAGGUUUGUUCCAGUACACGGAAGUCACUCCGAAAUCUUUGCUUCUUUUUACUCCCGUUUGCUACCAGAAGAAGAAAAAAGAGAAGAAGAGAGUACAGGAACGAUUUUCUCCGGAGUACUUCCAGUUUCUCCUGGUACUGGAACAGACCUAAUAUAUACCUGCAAUUCGGCAUCUCGCUACUGUUGCACCUCAUUUGAACUUGGUCCUACGAAGGGCGAAAUCCUUCCAGCACGCAUCUACGAACGUUUCCCUUCCGCGGCUCACGCCAAUUGAGAGUCAAGAGAACAAUUGGGUAUCUUGCUAUCUUUCGUGCUAUCAUCGCUUCGGAACCCUACCAGCAGCUGCAAUAAGGGUACAUCAAUUAAUGACGUAGCAUUUUGGAGUGAUUUUAACAUCCGCUCCCCCAUCACAAUCCUCUAAAUACUCCCCCCUGGAAAUUACGUAGCUUGACGGUAUACCCCCCCCCCCCACCCCCCCAUUCACCACGAAAAAAUAAAAAAUAAAAAAAACGAAGUUAGAUGAAACGGGUAAGAUUGUCGUGACAUCAGGUUCACUCCUAUUCCUCUUUAAAAAAGCUACGUAGCAUGACAUGAUCCACUACCCCCCUCCCCCUGUCGUCCCACAUCAUCACAAAAUACAAAACUCCCCCUCCCCCAUAUAAUGCUACGUCAUUUAUGGAUGGACCCUAAGCUUACUCAUACUGCCAACAAAGUAGGCAUGGCAAUUAAGGAAUUCAUUCUGAAAUAUUGAGAUCUACAAGGUGACGACACGAAUAAACUCAUAAUGAAUGAAGUUUAUGAUGGACAAUUGAAUACUUUACGCUGACGUCACAAAUGAACUCGGGUGUUCAUUUUUGACAGUUCGCUUGUACUGUUUACAUGGAUUUAGAAAAAUUCUUUGCGAUUUGCUUCGAACGAAUCUAGUCUAAGUCCAUGUAAAAUGAGUAAAAUAAAUCGGUCUCGGUCAAGAUUUAAGAGGCUGGAGGUGGCUCGAAUCAAAACUCGUCGAAUGUAAUCAAAUGAACAUUCUGUAGUGUCAAACUGGCGUCCAGGCGAUGAAAACGUUGGAGUUCAACGAGCAAAUGGAGCGUUGCCAGAACAUUAUUAUUUCCCAGAUAAUGUUUUAGUUUUGUCCGCUUCAGAGACAUCUUUCAAGGGUGUGCCUAUGCGAUGCGGCUUAGUACCAAAGUAGUCCAAAGCCGCUGAGGUCUACCGGACGAGGUGCCGAUCGACGCGCUGUCGGAAGCGACAGCCUCUUGCAAGCAAACCUGUGACCCACGCGUAAAAAGCGAUCUGGCGUAGCCAGGUGGUGGAAUAGAAUAAAAAUACAAUAAUAGAGAGCAGAAUCAAGUGUCCUUAAUUCACUCUCAGCCCAUUCGCUAACCCUACAAUAAACUCUCAUCAACCAUAGCGUAGUGAAUAUUCUCAAUCCAGUGAACAUUUGGUUCAUCAGUCGCUUCUUUCAACAUAUUCAACGGUAUCCCUGUUCAAUCACAAUACAUCAGUUUGGCCUUUGACAUCAACAGCAUAACACAUCUUUCAACACUGUUUAGUACAUUUUAGGUUUGUUCCAGUACAUGGAAGUUACUCCCUGUUGCUCCGGAGCAAAAAAUUUCUGCUCCUUUUCACUCCGGUUUGCCACCAGAAGAAGAAAAAAGAGAAGAUGAUAGUACAGGAACGAUUUUCUCCCUGUUUGCUCCGGAGUACUUCCAGUUUCUCCUGGUACUGGAACAAACCUUUUAUAACGCCUUGUAUGCAGCAGAUGUCCUCAAUCACUUCUCGAGAAAAAUGAACCGAGAACCGAAUAUCGUAGACUCAGAUUCACGGAGCACUCUCAAGAAUUGAGAAUGAGUUCAAAAUCUGCCUGACAAAUUAUGGACCCUGGAUAACAAAAGCUACAUAGUCGCAAUUAUUUUUUAUCGAACUUUAGGAUGCCAAACACACUCUGAAUUAAAAGUAUUCAAAGUUAUCUCGCAAUCAACAUGAAUCGAAAUAUUGCACAGGAGCAAAUAAAACCAAACGAAAUCACAUUGCCUGUCACAAUCCUGCAGCUAGUGAUUGGCAGUUUCGAUUUAAACCUAGGUGCAUAUAUGGAAAAAAAAUCAAUGCAACGUACAAAAAUCUGAAUAAUUAAAACUCAAAAAAUUUAAUCUUGUUUCAUAUUCCCGCGAUUUGAUUGGAGUACCAAGCCCAUCUGCAUAAAACUGUAUAAAAUAGGUUGAUUAAACAUCAAUUCUCCGAAAGGCAACAUGUUAACACAUAUUAUCGUUUUUCUAUAUGCAACAAAAAAUCAGGCACACAAAUCUGAACGCAUUCCAUCUCCCCGUAGUUUAAAAAAGAUAUCCUAUCUACAUACCAUCCCACCCUACGCGCACCCUCGGGGCCACCAGCAAGCAGACCAACCGGCAAUGGCGCACAAAUAUUUAGCUAUCCACCCAAACCCUGGCCCGAGUGUUCGUGAGCGAGAUCCGCCCGCUAUGAGGCCAAUUUAUUGACCACCCGCGAAUUCCCUAUCAUUGUCACGCCACUGUCAUCGAUGGUCAGCCGAUAGGAACGCUCCGAUAAUUGUUUUAUGUGUACGUAAAUCACGCGGCGCCUGAUUUUUGUUACGGUAUUUACUACCACAGGCAAAAAAAUACAUUUUUAAAGCAGUCGUAAAUGCUUUAAAUCGGAAUUAUUACUGGCAAAUAACAUUCAAGCCCCUCAAUCCACGAGAUCCCAAUCGAAAAUAAACGCUGCUAUUCAUAAUGCCAACCACUCACCCGAAUUCCGAUAAUAAUGGAGUAAUCGUCGGUUGUCGCAAAUUUCGCUCGGACACCGCAUAUCGUAUUGACGCAUUCAGGUCAGCUCCCAUUGGCAAAUCCAAUAUUAAAACUGAAUUAAAAUAUAUAUAUAUAUAUAUAUAUAAAUAAGCUCAUACUAUGCAGGCAAUGUGCCUAUCCUUUGGAUUAUUUCGAAACCGAUAGGGCCUGGGAAAUGCACCAUGUGGAAGAUUUGUCGGUACCUAACCUGUGAAUAACUCCUACCAACUCGUAGGCUGCGAAAUGGUCAAUUAUUGUGCCCAACGUGCCGAAGGUAAUUGCAAUUUUCCAUUGGCUACGUUUUAAUACUAACUGUGUUGACGGGAACGGCAAUUGCUAGUCAGAGACACGGUAGCCUUACUAUUAUUAAUAUUGUGAACAACUUUUGUAUGGGUGCGAAAGCUGGUGUCAGUUUUGUGAAAGCUACUUUGCAAAUAACAUUUUGAUUCGAACUCUAAACAGCUUCAAUUUCCUGACUCUGACAGCUUAUUAUAACUUUUAGUUAAAGAAAAAUUACCUUCUUGAAAUAUUUGCUAAUUCGUCUCAUUCACAUAGUGAACCGAAACAGGACGCAACGGUGCUUAGUAAAAUCUCAAAUACGAGUGCCAAAUUGUUUCCUCAUAUCUCGUUAUACAUACCUGGGGUGACAUUAUGGAACCAUUUCGAAUCGACUUUUUCAUACAAGCUUACAUACAAUAAUCCUUUCGUUUCGAGACUUGCAAUGCCACCCCUGUAUUUUAGCUGGAGAAUCCUUUUAUGAUUGAUUCUCUAUUAAAUCACUCGUUAAACGCUAGGAUAGGUCAAGUUUUAUAUUAAGCGCACUGAUAGAAUAUAUUCGUAAAUCGCUAUGCAUUAGUUUCGUACAGAUAAUUUUCAUAAAAUAUACGAAUUUUUCGUACAUAUAAUGAAUCGUUCGUAGUUCUAUUGAAACACAUUUAUUUUUUUAUUACGAGUUUUUCGUGAAAACCACGAAACGACUUUCGUUGGCUUAUUACAAAACAGCUUCGUUCGGCAAACGAAUUGUUCGCUGCUAUAUACGAAUAUCUUUAUAAUAUUUACGAGCACCAUUCGUCGAACCGUCAACGUCAACAGAGCUUCAAUAGAGGUAGAAUAUGGAGUCAUUGUUGCUAUACGUCAGAUAAUUGUUGAUGUUCACGACGGUCUCGAUCUGGCUAUUUAGUAGCCGUAUCCGUGUCCGCCGGUUUCAGGAAGAUUUUCUAAACCUCUUCCGCUUCUAGUUGAUCUAGAAUCCGGAGCAGUACGGAUUCAGUUGAGCCAUCGCUCGAUGGUUUUGCAUGAAUAAUUUUGAGUUUUUCUCUACCGGAGCAAUGUAAAAGAAUAUGCUAUUAAAUACGAAAACUUCUCUUAGAUGAACGAAAUGAAUUCGUGCGACCAACGAGAUUGUUCGUAAUAUACAUAGACGUUUAUUAAAAUAAACAAAACAUUUCGUUUCAUUCACGAAAAUUAAUGUCGUUUUCAGCGACAGCAUUCGUGCAAUGUACACUAAAUAAGUAAAAUUCACGAAAAGUUUCGUUCAUCAAGCGACCAUUUCUUCAUAUCACAAUAAAAUCGAUUUUGCCAGAUCUGUUUUUUUAACUAAAAAAAUCUGUGUUGUCAAACAUCGAUCCCAAAAGAUCGAAUGAAAAAAUAAGAAGAUAAUAAAUACGAAAACUUUUCUAAGAUGAACGGAAUGAAUUCGUGCGACCAACGAAGUCGUACGUAAUAUAUAAAAACAUUUAUUGAAAUAAACGAAUGAUUUCAUUUCAAUAAAUGUCGUUAUCAACGAUAACAUUCGUGCAGUAUACAUUAAACGUGUAAAAUUUAGCGGCCAUUCUUGUUCAUGAGAUGAACGAAACCUACUAUUUAGAAUGCACGAAAAUACUUCGUUGCAGAAAACGAUGAAUGAAUUCGUGUAUUGCAUGAUCGAAUUCAUUAUAUUUACGAAUUUAUUUUAUCAGUGUGAUCCAGAAAUACGAAGAAUACACUACCACAAUCGAAACAAUCUUUCUGCGUGUAGCACACUUGAAAGAAUCAGCAGUGCGGCCAAACUAAAACAAACUUAAAAAUGCAUUGUAAUACAAAUUCAAAUUGAACUGAAUGAGAUUCUUUCAAGAAUGUGAUGUUUAUGUUUGUUUUGGUCAUGUAAAAAAGUAGUAUGAUUCGUUUUACGAAUCAUGUCGAUGGAUACCUAGUCAGAAAUCAUUCGGCUCGAAAAAUAUAAGGCAUUGCGUUUUACCCGGAUUUUUUUGAUGCGGUCAAAUUUGUCACUCCAAGGAAGCGAUAAUUGAAUUGUUGCAGCGAGAAUAGAUACACAGAAUAUAACAUUUAUUUUCAUUUAUGCUCAAACUUGAGAUAAUUCUGCUAAAUAAGUUUUAUACUGAUGAUUAAGAAACAGUACACUGAUACUUUAUUCUGCGAAAGUUAUUGAUAAUUAGCUUCAUUUAAAAGUUGGUCAAAAAUGGUGCGGCCCUCUCCCUAAAAGAACCGAAAUAGGCUCAUUACCCUACUUACUUUUCUUUUGCUGGUCCAAGUAGCUGAAAAAUGUUCGCGAAAGGGAAAUGUUCAACUCUGCCAAUCACCUCUCAAUAAGUCGUUUAAUAUUCACCCAACUUAAACGCUCGAGAUGGACGUCUGUUCUCUGUGGUAAAAUCACAGGUAAAUUGAAACAAAAUGUAACCACCAUUUCACUUCACGGAGGUAAACCAGUGAGAAAACAGGCUACCCGUCAAGUGGUGAUAUCGGUGGAGCAAAAACACCCACCCAGCUAUCAAUUAUACAUUUAUGUGUUUGAGUGGGUAUAGUGAACUGAAACCAUCACAAAUCAAUUUCGUGGAACUCAACGUAUACCGGCAGGGUUUCCAACGAAAAAAAUGCCCAUUUACGCCAACGUGCAACGUGGAUUCAUACCGAGUGUCAACGAGGAACAGUCUGCGGGGUAGGGUUUCCUCAGUAAUUGUAAAAACUUUUAGAUAAACAUAAUAAAAUUGCAAAAACUGAAUUGAUUAAGUAACUGCGAACAGAACAGGCAUACCAAUUAUGAAGAUUUGGAUGGGUUGAAAAAAUCUGGAAUAACAAACUAUUUUGAGCGGUUCAAUUUUUAUUUUCAAUAAACAUAACUAUCAUUACUCCAGCAAAAAUUGGCAUUAAACGUUCUAGCGCUUUAAGUCCACAUUCUAGAAUCUUCUGUUGAUGAUACACCUUGCGGUCGUGUGAAUUAGUCACUAUAAUAAUUUCCAAAAAAACAAGCAUUGUCACUCACACUGUCAAUUCUAUUUCAAAUCAACUCAAUUCAAAUGAGAAAUCAGUUUUCCUUCAAGCAAAUGUAUAUUCCCAAUCGCCCAACUCAACCCAAAGAAAAACAAACAAAAAUGCCACUGUUGACAGUUUUCUAGUUAAAAUAGUUUAGAGAAAAUUUGUAAAUAGACAAACAACAACAAAAAACAACACAAUAAUUAAAUGGAUACAAACUACAAGCACUACGAAGUCGAGCAACAAUUUUUUCUAUCUGUGAGACAACAAACUGAAACCGUUUCCAUGGAAGCGAUGUCCCGUUAAUACGUGACAUAAAUCGAGCGUAUAGGGGAUGAAUGCAACAAAACAAAACAAAAAUCCGUGAAACCCCGUAGGUUUUAGGGCAACUACACAUCUUUGUGGCAGCAGAUACUGCAAUGAGGCAGAAGAAAAAAAAACAAAAACCGUUUAUUACUGUAUUGAAAAAGAAUCUAUGAGAAAUGUUCUUUCAUGUUUGUUUCCGUAAUUUAUAUUAAAUCAAAUCAACGACACGAUCCUGUAUAUACAAAAUCAUUACCAGUGUAAGAUUAGUAUAAUAAACUAUUUUAGGACAAACAGGAUUACGAAAGUUUUUUAUAUCAAUUGUGUGCAGAGCGGAGGUCAAAUGCAGGCAGAUGUGCGAUCGUUUUACUAGUUAUCAUUUUAUAAAAGGUUUAAUUUUCUACGACAGACAGGUUGAAAUAAAGAGUACAGAGAUGUUACUGAAUCAGUUUUAAUCAGUUUCAAUAAAACAAUUUUCUAUAUUA